Molecule: messenger RNA, 1377 nt
Organism: Phytophthora sojae
Lineage: Eukaryota; Oomycota; Peronosporomycetes; Peronosporales; Peronosporaceae
Exons: 1
Coding region: 1-1377 (458 amino acids)
Molecular function (GO): transferase activity
Source: RefSeq, a predicted model, not a curated record
AUGCGUCUGUACCACGCUCUCAUGGCCACCACGGUCGCGUUCUUCGCGGUGUGCACUGGCAUUGACGCUGCCGGCACCACCACCACCACCACCGCCACCACGACGGCCACCACGACGGCCAAGUCCAGCACGGGCUUCUGUGCCAAGCCGCGCGUGCGCAUCACGGAGGUCAACGUGGGCGCUGCUGUGGACGCCAACGAGGACGAGGUGAACCUCAAGGUCGUGGCCAUCUCGGCUCUGCCCUCGGGCGGCUCCCGCAUCGCCUUCCAUAGCGGCGGCAACAUCAUUGUGCGCGAGCUGGACGCCAACGACAAGCUGGUGACCAGCAGCCCCGCCGUCAAGGUGCCGCUGCACGACUUCGGUGACAUCCACGCCGACAAAAACGGUUUCGUGAUCCUCGGAACGAAGGCCGCCCAGGGUGGCGGCACCCUCCAGUGCGGUAACCCGAGCAACCUUUGUGGCUCGGCUCCCAACCCGCCUGUGCCCUGCUACGACAUGUACCUGACGCGCUACGAUGGCGCCGCCCAGAAAUGGUCCACGAAGCUUACGUCGUCCAGCAAGGCGCUGCCGCCUUACUCGUCGGGCAAGAACGGCCCGGAUGUGUACAUGAUCUGGUGGUACGCUCACCACGGCCGUAUCGCGUUCGACGGCACCAACUGGGCCGCGUACUUCGGCGCUGCCGUCUCGACGUCGGAGGGCGGCUGCAUCAACAUCCACCAGGGUGACCGCAUGAAGGUGGUGAGCCCGGCUGGUGCCAUCACGAACAACAAGGACUCGUUCGACUGGGGCUGCUCGCACUCGGGCUACGAGCGUAUCACGUACGACAACCGCACUCACAGCUUCGCGUCGAUCUGUAAGACGGACAGCAACAACCGCCUCAUGCCGCCCAACAACUGGGACGCGACCAUCUACCCCGUGGACCUCGCUGCCUCCAACCUCGGCGACAUCGUGCCGGACUCGGUCGCCUCGAGCGGCAAGUACUGGUCUACUGUGAGCAACGGCAACGGCGACAACGCCAAGGUGCACCUGCUCCACCACGACCUCAAGUCGAAGGCCAGCCAGGACAUUGUCCUCGGUGGCACGAGCCGCAACGAGCGUGCUCCUCACCUUGCUGCAAUGGGCAAGAACGGCAUGCUGGCUAUGUGGGAGGGCAGCUCGGCUGGCGGUGACCUCCAGGAGGGCGGUGACCGCACGAUCUUCGCUCAGGUGCUUGACCGUGCCACGGGCAAGGCUCUGAGCCAGAAGGUCACGGUUGACAAGUCGGUGGUGGGCAACCGCUACCAGGCCCUCAAGUCCUUCCCGGACGGCAGCGUGGCGUACCUGUCGAAGGGCAAGACCGACCAGUCGGUGCAGGUCGUGCGCUUCUUCGGCUGCUAG